AUGGAAAUCACUUCGAUCAAACGCGCUGCCAUAUGGAUAUUCGCUGGACUGGGCCUCGCGCUGGCCGUCAUCUCCUGCUGCGACAUGGCCGACAACUAUUUCGUUCUUACCCACCCCGACGCUUGCAUCGCUUCAUCCAACGGAACCCACUGCGCGGCAGAAUUUCGCGUAGCGCGGCGAUCCCUAGGCGUCGUGCCGCAGACGCCGGAGCAAGUCACCUCAGCCAUGAUCGCAGCGGUGCAAGCGCAAGUCACUGCGCUAAUCGCGGCGGCCGACGAGAUUAAGACGAACAACGUGCGGGAAGAUCAUUUCACGAAUGUCAUGGCGAGGAGUUGCGCGCGCCAGGCCACCAUCGCGCUGCGCUACCUGGGGCAGGCGGGCGAUGCGGUGGAGGCGGGCACGAAUCAGCUCGACGUGCCGUACUGGUUGGCGGCCGCCGACACGCAGAUCGACAACUGCGUCGAUGGCUUCCAGACUUUCUCGCCCGCCGCGCAAGGCUUCCCCGCCUACGUACACCUCGAGUAUACGGCUAAGAAGGCGGGAAGCACGCUUGAAGCACUCCUAUCCAUCACCAACGCCGCCGCGAAAGCCGUAGCAUCUGCAGCUACCAGCCUCUCAUCAACGGAGGAGGAUGUGGCGCCCGUGCGCGGACGCCGCAUGGCCGUCCGAUCCAGCAGCACGGGGAACGGCGCGAUGGAUUGGCUUGAGGAGGGCUUGUUCGUCGCCUUCGGUAUCAAGUUCGUCAACACGGCAGGCCCCCAGAAUCACCAAGCAGUUGCGUUUCGCGCCACCGGCGACCAAACAGCUCUUUUCAACUACGCGUUCGAGGGAUCGCAAGAUACAUUGUAUGUGGACGCGGGCCGCCAGUACUACAAGAAUUGUUACAUUGGCGGCUCGCAGGAUUUCAUUUUCGGCGACGCGGCCGUUGUUAUCGAUGCGCCCAAGAUUCAGCUUCACCCGAGCCCCUCUUUCGGGACUCUAACGGCGUCGGGACGGGCCAAGGACACCCCGACGGGGAUUGUGAUUCGCGACGCUGUUGUCUCGGCCGACAAGGGCACGACCAAGGUAUAUCUGGGCCGUCCGUGGAAGAAAUGCGCCUUCACGGUCUUCAUCAACACCUUUCUCCCCGCGGUGAUCGAGAAGGACGGGUGGCUGUCGUGGAACGAGGGCAGCUGCAUGUUUCUGGCGGAGGCGGGCAGCAAGGGGCCGGGCGCCGCGUCGUCCCGCGCGGACUGGGUGGACCCUGGGAUCAUCACGAGCGCCAGCGGAUACGACGCCAACACCUUCACGCAAGUCAACUCCUGGCUCAAGCUGUCGCGCAAGGGCUUUCUCUUAGCACACCUAAUUGCCGGAGCCAGUAGGAGUAGCAGCAGCAGCAGGAGAUUCUGUAGCAGUCACGAGCACACCCGCUAUGCCGUCGGUGCUGGGGCGCCAAACCCGCCUAGGAUUUGA
This is a messenger RNA of Closterium sp. Naga37s-1, 1452 nucleotides long. The record is from the annotation of a GenBank genome assembly. Lineage: Eukaryota; Viridiplantae; Streptophyta; Zygnematophyceae; Desmidiales; Closteriaceae.